Lachnellula hyalina is the source of this 1233-nucleotide messenger RNA. RefSeq lists its product as uncharacterized. The record is from RefSeq and is a predicted model, not a curated record. The transcript has a single exon. Gene Ontology annotation, biological process: coenzyme A biosynthetic process. NCBI's taxonomy places the organism in Eukaryota, Fungi, Ascomycota, Leotiomycetes, Helotiales, Lachnaceae. Gene Ontology annotation, molecular function: dephospho-CoA kinase activity. Bases 1 to 1233 code for a protein of 410 amino acids.
AUGCCAAGUUCAAAGGCAUUGCCGUCCCUACUUCUUUUACCACCUCCUCCUACAACUAUCAGCACAACCUCCCUCUCCGCUGCCUAUAAACCAUCAAUAACGGCUACAAUCUCAGCUCUGAAAACUCUCUCCAUCAGUACCGAAUUGCUCGUGGUGCUGCCAUGUCCUAGCAUCCAUGAUCGACUACAAGCUCCAAGGGCAGCACUGUACGAUGAUGCCCAGCAUAUUCUCGCCGGGCUCUACAGCCUCUUUAGCAGUGUUUGCGCGAGGCUUGGGGCUGAUGUUGCAUCAGAGUCCCCGGGUUCCAUUGAUGCUCGAAUUCUAUUGUUAGACUACAGUGGAUCCCAGACGUUCCCAGACAAUUAUGCAUUUGAUCCUUUUAUCGCUGGCCCCAUCAUUGAUCUUCCCACCUUUGCAUUCACCCGAUAUUCUUGGAAUCUGAUUUUCUCGGUCGAUGGAGAGGAAGGCCAGAAACUGUUUGCCAGCUACUCAAGUCUUGCAAAGAGGACCAUGUCUCAUGUUAAAGGUCACGUGGAGAUCGUCGGAGGGGGCGUGAGUAUGGUUCGGAGAGAUCUCGAAGCUAUUCGACCACCUCCAACUUCGUCCAACGUCCAUAGUGCCGUGAUUGUUGGUGGGACAUUUGACCAUCUUCACGCUGGUCAUAAGCUCCUACUUACGGCCACGGCCCUCCUACUUCAACCAGCCAACAAAGUGUCGGCCACCAGCCGAAGAUUGAUUGUUGGCAUCACUGGGGACGAGCUCUUGAAGAACAAAAAAUAUGCGGAAUAUAUGAAAACCUGGAUACAACGGCAGGAUGACGUUGUUGACUUCUUGCUUUCAAUUCUGUCUUUUACACGCUCCCCUCGAGACGAGGCAAUUCAAACUUUAUCCUUCGACGAACCGGUUCCGAAUGGUCGAGCGAUACACACCAAACUAAAUGCGAGCUCCAUCACCAUCGAGUGUGUUGAAAUUCAAGAUCCUUUCGGGCCUACUAUUACAGAUGAGAGUGUCACCGCACUUGUUGUCUCAGGGGAAACUCGAUCGGGCGGCCAAGCGGUCAACGAUAAGAGGGGAGAAAGGGGUUGGAAACCUGUCGAUAUUUUUGAAGUUGACGUAUUGGAUGCAGAGGGGACCGAAGACGGAGAUAGCAAAGCGGAAAGUUUUGAAUCGAAAAUCAGCAGUACUGAAAUAAGAAGACGCCAGGCCGAGAAAGCUCGCAAUUCGUCGCUUUAA